CUCUGCGGGGGUGGGGGUGGAGCUGCAGCCGCCUGGAGCCGGGAGUGGGCAAAGCGGCGUGAGCAGCGGCCCCAGGCUCCAGGAGCAUCGCGCUCGGAGAAGAUUUCGCCGCUCGGGGCCGCAGCCUGUGUGAUCUCAUCGCCGCCCUGUCGUGACUUCAUCAAUGUCGUGUUGUGACCUGGCUGCGGCGGGACAGUUGGGCAAGGCGGGCAUCAUGGCCUCGGAUUGUGAGCCAGCUCUGAACCAGGCAGAGAGCCGAAACCCCACCCUGGAGCGCUACCUGGGAGCCCUCCGUGAGGCCAAGAAUGACAGUGAGCAGUUUGCAGCCCUGCUGCUAGUGACCAAGGCAGUCAAAGCAGGUGACAUCGAUGCCAAAACUCGGCGGCGGAUCUUCGAUGCCGUAGGCUUCACCUUCCCCAAUCGUCUCCUGACCACCAAGGAGGCACCAGAUGGCUGCCCCGACCAUGUUCUCCGAGCCCUGGGUGUGGCCCUGCUGGCCUGCUUCUGCAGUGACCCUGAACUGGCCUCCCAUCCCCAGGUCCUGAACAAGAUCCCCAUCCUUAGCACCUUCCUCACUGCCCGGGGGGACCCGGAUGAUGCUGCUCGCCGUUCCAUGAUUGACGACACCUACCAGUGCCUGACAGCUGUGGCAGGCACACCCCGUGGCCCCCGGCACCUCAUUGCUGGUGGCACCGUGUCUGCCCUGUGUCAGGCAUACCUGGGGCAUGGCUAUGGCUUUGACCAGGCCCUGGCACUCCUAGUGGGGCUGCUGGCUGCUGCUGAGACCCAGUGCUGGAAGGAGGCGGAGCCCGACCUCCUGGCCGUGUUGCGGGGCCUCAGUGAAGAUUUCCAGAAAGCUGAGGAUGCCAGCAAGUUUGAGCUCUGCCAGCUGCUGCCCCUCUUUCUGCCCCCAACAACCGUGCCCUCUGAAUGCCUCCGGGAUCUGCAGGCCGGGCUGGCACGCAUCCUGGGCAGCAAGCUGAGCUCCUGGCAGCGCAACCCUGCACUAAAGCUGGCAGCCCGCCUGGCGCACGCCUGCGGCUCCGACUGGAUCCCAGCGGGCAGCUCCGGGAGCAAGUUCCUGGCCCUGCUGGUGAAUCUGGCAUGUGUGGAGGUACGGCUGGCACUGGAGGAGACAGGCACAGAAGUAAAAGAGGAUGUGGUGACCGCCUGCUACGCCCUCAUGGAGUUGGGGAUCCAGGAAUGCACCCGCUGUGAGCAGUCACUGCUCAAGGAGCCACAGAAGGUGCAGCUCGUGAGCAUCAUGAAGGAGGCCAUCGGGGCUGUCAUCCACUAUCUGCAGCAGGUGGGGCCAGAGAAGCAGAAGGAGCCCUUUGUGUUUGCUUCGGUGCGGAUCCUGGGGGCCUGGCUGGCCGAGGAGACCUCAUCCCUGCGCAAGGAGGUCUGCCAGCUGCUGCCCUUCCUUGUGCGCUAUGCCAAGACCCUCUACGAGGAGGCCGAGGAGGCGAAUGACCUCUCCCAGCAGGUGGCCACCCUGGCCAUCUCCCCCACCACCCCAGGGCCCACCUGGCCAGGGGAUGCUCUCCGGCUCCUUCUGCCCGGCUGGUGCCACCUGACCGUUGAAGAUGGGCCCCGGGAGAUCCUGAUCAAGGAGGGAGCCCCCUCACUUCUGUGCAAGUAUUUCUUGCAGCAGUGGGAACUCACAUCCCCAGGCCAUGACACCUCAGUGCUGCCUGACAGUGUGGAGAUCGGCCUGCAGACCUGCUGUCAUAUCUUCCUCAACCUUGUGGUCACCGCACCAGGGCUGAUCAAGCGAGACGCCUGCUUCACAUCUCUUAUGAACACCCUGAUGACGUCGCUGCCCUCACUAGUGCAGCAGCAAGGGAGGCUGCUUCUGGCUGCCAAUGUGGCCACCCUGGGCCUUCUCAUGGCCCGGCUCCUCAGUACCUCUCCAGCUCUUCAGGGAACACCAGCGUCCCGAGGUUUCUUCGCAGCUGCCAUCCUCUUCCUAUCACAGUCCCAUGUGGCGCGGGCCACACCUGGCUCAGACCAGGCGGUGCUGGCCCUGUCCCCCGACUACGAGGGCGUCUGGGCCGACCUGCAGGAGCUCUGGUUCCUGGGUAUGCAGGCCUUCACAGGCUGUGUGCCCCUGCUGCCCUGGCUGGCCCCAGCCGCCCUGCGCUCCCGCUGGCCACAGGAGCUGCUCCAGCUGCUGGGCAGCGUCAGCCCCAACUCUGUCAAGCCCGAGAUGGUCGCCGCCUAUCAGGGCGUCCUGGUGGAGCUGGCACGGGCCAACCGGCUGUGCCGGGAGGCCAUGAGGCUACAGGCGGGUGAGGAGACAGCCAGCCACUACCGCAUGGCUGCCCUGGAGCAGUGCCUGUCAGAGCCCUGAGCAGGUGUCCACUGGGGACAGACCCAGGGGCGGGCAGCGAGGGAAGGAGGGAGGAGGCAUCUUCCCUGAAGCUCCCAAACUGGACCCCCCUCCCUAGACUCCCCCCACACACACACACAACAUCCCAGCUUUCUGGCUUUUCCGAGGGCAAGGGCACAGUGCCCGUCCCUCAAGUGUAAGGAACUGCGUCCCGCCCCCCGGGCCCCCAUGGGGGCAGGGAUUGGCUUGAAAAUCAACAUAGCUAUCGCUGCCAGGCCGGGGAAUGUUGGAGCAGCCCCCAGGGAGGGGGGCACUAGGUGUCAUUGUGCCCUGUGUCAGACUCCCCCACGGGAGGGAGGCCCCAGGAUGGGAUAGGGCUGGCAGGAGCUGGCUGCCUCAGCCCAUGUGCCCUGCCGGCCAGGGCGUGGGCUCCCCUAGGCUGUGGUGCCCCCUCUAGCCUCCCAGUCCACGUCCUUCCAAUUGGCCAUUUGGCCCUUGCCCUUAGCCCCUUGGCAGAGAGCAGACUCAGGCCAUUGACAUCGCAGUUCUUCCUAUCAACUUCAGUGACCCAGGGUCUGAACUGCCUCAUCCUUCCAGGGAGACCUGGGGCAGACAGGCCUGGUGUGUGGGUGGGGAAACCUCCUUCCACCUGAGCUUCCUUGAGGGGACCCAGGAGUCCUUAGGCCCUGGCCUCUAAGCUUUUGUGUCAUGUUGCAGCAGAGUGACGAUGGGGGUUGGGGGGUUAUUUAUUUUGCCUGUCCUUAUCCCUGCUUGGACACCUGAGCAUCUGAUCCCUGUCCUCCUAGUGCCAUCUGGCUUGACUGGAGCCAGGAACAGGAGGGACACUUCUCCAGAAUCCGCAUGUUUCCCUAGUGAUUGCACCCCAUCACCAUCGUGGUGCCUGGCUUUAAUCCCCACCCCUGCUUAGGAUCCCUCUCUGCAGAGAGACGCGACUGGCGACUCCAGCAGGGACUACUUUUCUUAUGAUCCCGGGGGACCCCCCACACACAACCUGAUCCCUUGCUUCCAUUUCCCCCUUCCUUCCCCCAGUGCGUUCUGUGAUCGCCAAGUUCAAAGCUGUGCACAUGCGGACACUCAAUAAAUGUUCAUUGGUGACAA
Molecule: messenger RNA, 3451 nt
Organism: Felis catus (domestic cat)
Lineage: Eukaryota; Metazoa; Chordata; Mammalia; Carnivora; Felidae
Gene: NCDN
Product: neurochondrin
Exons: 8
Coding region: 164-2353 (729 amino acids)
Biological process (GO): regulation of neuronal synaptic plasticity; neuron projection development
Cellular component (GO): dendrite
Source: RefSeq, a predicted model, not a curated record